UCGGGGACUCCCUUCCUGGACUUCUUAGAGUAGGGGAGGCCCGAGGGGAAGCCGUAGCUAGUGUAGUGUUCCACGCCCCGGCUCUGGGUGGGGGAAGGGCUGGAGAGGCGGGGUCUCCGGAAUUGGGCGGGGCUGAGCCCUCUCCCCUAGGGCGGGGCUCCUCGGUAGACUACUGAGUCUGGGGGACAAGCUUUCCCCUCCCCCCCCACCCCACCCCCCGGCUCCUCCGGCAGGCCCCUCCUCCUGCCUCGGCUGCCACCGCCAACGCUAAACCGAGCCUCUUGACUGCAGAGGCAGCGGGAGCGGGGAGCUCCCAGUGCAGCCAGCUGAGCCUGCAGCCGGGCCCGGCCUCUUGUAGCUCAUUGUCCCAGCACCGAGGACAGCGCUGCUCCUCCUCGGCCCCAAGCUUUAUAAACCACGUCGCAACACGCGGCCCCCCCUGCCCGCUCAGGGCCCUGGCCCCGCAGCUCCUCGUUCAGCACCGAGGACAGCGCCUCCCACCCCACCCCGCUGCUCCCACCGCCGCCUCCGAGCAGCCCGCCCGCGCUCGGUCGGAACAUGGCCACCGAGAAACCAUGUUUGCUGAUUGAAUUCGUUGUGUCUCUGGAGGGUCACAAUCUGCAGGAGCUCCGGCGCAGUGCCUCAUUGGCCACCAAAGUCUUUGUCCAGCGAGAUUACAGCGAUGGGACCAUUUGCCAGUUCCAGACCAAAUUCCCCCCUGAACUGGACAGCCGGAUUGAGCGGCAGCUGUUCGAGGAAACUGUGAAGACGCUCAACAACUUUUAUGCUGAGGCUGAGAAGAUUGGGGGGAGCUCCUACUUAGAGGGUUGUCUGGCCUGUGCUACAGCGUACUUUAUCUUCCUCUGCAUGGAGACCCAUUAUGAGAAGGUCCUUAAGAAGAUUUCCCGAUACAUCCAAGAACAGAAUGAGAAGAUAUUUGCUCCCCGGGGCCUCCUUCUCACUGAUCCGGUAGAACGGGGAAUGAGGGUUAUCGAGAUCUCCAUCUACGAGGACCGCUGCAGCAGCGGCAGCGCCAGCAGCGGGAGCUCCAGCAGCAGCGGCAGCAGCAGCGGAGGGGGCGGCGGGGCCGGGGGCCGGUGACUGGCCGAGAGUCCCUGCAGGGAGCUGUACUGCCGGGACGAGGGCCUCUCCGAUCUGCGCAGGCUGCGCUACCAGAGCACUCGCUUCUGAGUCGCCCUCUCGACCUGCCGCCCCGUUGGGGGUGGGGCGGGGAGGGAGGGAGGUGCCCGGGCCCAGAUCCAGCUGUGGGCAGCUGACCUCCAGGGACUCCUGACAAGCGGGGGACUACUCCUUACUGCUCAGGAGACCCCCAGAAGGAGCUGUCCGCUUCCAGACACCCCCUUCCUCCGCCUGAAGCCUCUCCUUUCUCCCGGGGCCACUCCCCCCCAGGGAGAAGUCUCAGUUCCGAGGUACAGUAAAUGGGGGGAGGCGCUUUUCUUGGAGCGUCUCUCCUCUUGAGCUUCUACUUCCCUUCCAGCAGCUGCUCUCUUGGAGACUGGAUCUUCCAGGUCCGAGCUGAGCAGAGUCUAGAAUCCCUGGACCAUCCCUUACCUUGCAUGAUCCCUUAGCUUAGGGGAUCCAAACCGCUGGAUCUCUGCCUCAAAGUCCAACCGCUUUCCCUGCCAAACGCAAUGGGCUGGCUACGCAAAUAACUACUAUGUUCUCUUGCCUGCCCGCCUGCCUCUAGUGUCUUCUCUACAAUGUCUCUCCUCCCUUGCUUUCUAGUGCUAUCCUGACUCGUUCUCUGUCUGUGAACCAUCUUCUCAUAGGAAUCUGGGAAGAUGGAACCUCUCCAGCCUAGCCCCCAAUGGGGCAGGAAGGACAAGUCCCAGUGUCUUCUCCAGGACCACUUGUCUUUCCAGGACUGAAAAUGUCCUUGACUUUUGUGUCUCUCCUUAGCAAAGUGGGCAGGAGGAGGGACUCUGGUCAGGGGCAAGAUCCAAGAGUAGCAACAGACCUAUGACCAAAGGAAAGGAUGAGAGAUGCUCUCAUGUCUCACAUGAAGUCCGAGUAACCCAGAGUAACUUUUUUUUUUUUUUCAUGAAGAAACUAGUUAGUGGGUUAUGUGGCUCAGAAGAGAAGAGCUUUGGGGGUUUUUAUUUGUAUGAUGGGGACUGUCUAUUUGGGAAAGUAGCAUUUGUGAGAAGGGGAUGAUGGAAGGGAAAGAGAUGGAAAAGGAAACAAAUUAUGGAGUCUGAUCAUGGAUGUAAUGGUAAAAUUUGGGUAAUGGACUUCUACAGAAGAAAAGGGUCCUUUGGCCUGUGUUCAGUAAUGUAAUUCUAACAUCGAAAGCAGAGAGAAGUAAGUAGGAAUAGGUGUGAAGGAAGAGGAAGCAGGACUACUCUGUAAGGGACCAUCAUGGCUGAGUUCCAUUACAAAGCUCCAACUCCCUCUCUUCUCUAGCUGGGUUCCCUAUUACUCUUAUUCCCCCAAUUUCUCUCCCCUUGUACCUUUAUGUUACUGAACAGGGUGGUAUAUCUGUGUUCCCACAAUGGACUGGGCAAAAUGUGUGUGUGUGGCGGGGGGUGGGGGGGGAAGAGUGAGACAAAGACAGAGAUAGAGAUUCUGUCAUAAGAUGGAAUGGAGGGGCUGCCUGGGACUCUACUUCGCUUCCUACAGGCAGUCCUCCUGGUGCUUUGCCUGUGACUAGACUCUCCUCCCUGAUAUAUGUCUUAGUUCAUAAGUAUUGACUUUCCCCUGGCAUCAUCUUCCCCCCACUUCCUUUCCCAUAUUCUUGUGUAAGUAAAUAGCUGUGGGACUGGGGACUUUCCCUUCUUGACUAGGGGCUACCAUGCCAGGUGCUAUUAUGUACUUCUAGUUCCACUUCUUAUUACUGGAAUUUCUUUCCUCCCAGACCCUAUUCUCUAUUUUGUAAAUAGGGAGUUAGAUUCUGGGAGGGCAGCUUCCAACUAUAGGGGGAUUCCAAGGUUAUACUAUUUAGACACUCUCCUUGUAGCUUACUAUACAAGUUGUGACCUUUCUCUAUCCUCUGUGACUUGGUUCCUCAUGAUGGCUCUGAGUGAGGGACUCUCUCCACAUGGUAAGGCAUCAGUGUCCCUUCAGGACACCUUCUUCUGAGAAACCAUUGCAUCUGAAGAUCUGGAUAAUUGAAGCUUCCCCUGAGGGCAUGAUAAGGACCUGACUUUCCCAUGAGGGGAAUUCCCAGCUAUGCUGCUCCAAGUGCCACUUGGCUAGAGAAAAAAGCAAUCUCCAACCCACAGUUGCUGUAGCAACAGAAACCAGGGAGCAUCUCCCCCAGAGCUGAGACACAAAGAAACUGGAGAGGAUUGUAGCCGGACCAGCAGGGAACAGGGAACUCUGCACCCUCCACCCCCACCCCAUAGUGGGAGGUGCAGAAAAGCAAGUCAAAGAGCCAGCAGGGAGUUCUCCAGAGCUGGAAAGAAGGAUGGAUUUUAUUUCUGCCAACAGAGGAACACCACAUAUAGACACUUCCCCCCCCCCCCCCCCCCCCCCCCCCCCGCCAACCCCGCUAGGCUGCCAUGGCCUGAGAGAGCCAGGGGUAGGUGACUAUGGCUUAUCCCUCACCUGAGCCACAGGGCUAAUAAGAGGAAGCCUUGCCAUUUAUGGCCCAUCUUGUUUCUUAAUGUAUUUUCUGGUUUUGUGCUGGUGUUCCUUAUUUUAAAACCAAUGUAUCUCCACCUACCUUCUGGAUGUCCAUGCAUGAAGAACAGAAAAGCCUUUUCUUUUUAAAUCAAUAAAAGGACCUGCUUGACCUUG
Molecule: messenger RNA, 3759 nt
Organism: Sarcophilus harrisii (Tasmanian devil)
Lineage: Eukaryota; Metazoa; Chordata; Mammalia; Dasyuromorphia; Dasyuridae
Gene: GOLGA7B
Product: golgin A7 family member B
Exons: 5
Coding region: 559-1101 (180 amino acids)
Biological process (GO): peptidyl-L-cysteine S-palmitoylation; protein targeting to membrane
Cellular component (GO): palmitoyltransferase complex
Source: RefSeq, a predicted model, not a curated record